Messenger RNA from Syngnathoides biaculeatus (alligator pipefish), 4282 nucleotides. It is a transcript of the gene stx8, whose product is annotated as syntaxin 8. Lineage: Eukaryota; Metazoa; Chordata; Actinopteri; Syngnathiformes; Syngnathidae. Gene Ontology annotation, molecular function: SNARE binding; SNAP receptor activity. Gene Ontology annotation, biological process: vesicle fusion; intracellular protein transport. Gene Ontology annotation, cellular component: SNARE complex; endomembrane system. The transcript is spliced from 8 exons. The record is from RefSeq and is a predicted model, not a curated record. The coding region runs from base 131 to 850 and encodes 239 amino acids.
AACACAAUGAAGUUUGUUCCUCAUACAACACUGUAGUGACGUCACACCCAAACAGGAAAUGCUUCAUUACUGAGUGAUUCAAGCUAAGCGGAGCUAUUUUUUAAAAAGAUUUCUCCACCCCGCUCAUAAAAUGUCUCAGGAUACCUGGUUACAGAAUUACGACGCCACUUGUCGACUGGCACAAGAAAUUGCUGAAAACAUCCAUGAACGCAACAGACAGCAAAGAACCGGAGGAAAUCCAGCCAAGAUUAACAUGACACUGCGGGCGUCACUUCAGAAGCUCAAACAAAGUAUUUCCCAUCUGAAAGAGAGUUUGCUGAGGACUUCUUCGUCACGGCGCAUAAUGCAGUCAGAAGCGGACAGACGGCAGAAUCUCAUUGACGACCUGCUGACGAGGGAGAAGCAACUCAUUGCCACUUUUAAAGGCGACGUCCCGGAACCAGCUCCGUCCAGGUCCACCUUAAUGGCAGGAGGAGUGGGCGCAAGCGAAGGAGUCUCGGCAAACCCGUGGCUCAUUAACGAGCCGGAAGAAACUCGGGGCUUGACGUUCGGAGAGAUAAAACAACAACAGCAGCGAAUCAUUGAAGUUCAAGAUGCAGGUCUAGAUGCACUAGCGGCAGUCAUCAGCCGGCAGAAGGUCAUGGGGCAGGAGAUCGGCAACGAGCUGGACGAGCAGAACGAAAUCAUUGACGACCUGACGCAUCUCGUGGACAAGACAGAUGGCCGAAUUCGCAACGAGACACGGCGAGUGCAGCUGGUAGAGAAAAAGUCAGCCUCCUGCGGGAUGAUCGUGGUGAUUGUGUUGCUGCUCAUCGCGAUCAUUACGGUGGCUGUGUGGCCCGUGCAUUGAUCGUGGACCCGUGGAGACCCGGUGGAGACCCCGUGAAGUACAAUUCAGGGGAGGGAAUGUUAGGAUUCAAACGCGGAAAAAGACGUUCUCUCCUCUAGAUCAUUUUUUUCCAUUUUUUUUUUUUUUUUAAGAAUCAUUUCUACUCUGUUAAUCUGAGUGAUGUGCCCCGCAGAGAAAUCACAGCGUUGCAUUUCUUCCACAUUCUAUUAUAUGAUGAAUAUAUGUUAUAAUGCACUCCAGUUUCCUCCCACGUCCCAAAAACAUGCAACAUUCAUUGGACACGCUAAAAUUGCCCGUAGGUGUGAUUGUGAGUGCAGCUGUUUGUCUCUACGUGGCCCUGCGAUUGGCUGGCAACCAGUUCAGGGUGUACCCCGCCUCCUGCCCGAUGACAGCUGGGAUAGGCUCCGGCACUCCCCGCGACCCUUGUGAGGAUAAGCAGCAAAGAAAAUUGAUUGAUGGAUAUACAUUACUGAAAAAGUUUCACAUCGGUAAUUAAAAGUACCCAAAAAAAAAGGCCCAUUUUACAGUGUAACGAGAGUUUAUUUGAAAAUCUGCCUUUAGUUCUACCAGGUUGGUUUGUUCAGUAGUUAUAAUUUCCUUCUUCAUUUAAUGACCACAAGCUAAUCAAUUACAAGACAUAAAAAAAAAAAAAUGCAAGUAAAAAGUUGAGGAAACAAAAUCCACAUUGUUUCGUGUAAUUAAAUAUAUUCAUAUAUAUAUUCAUAUAUAUGUAUAUAUAUAUAUAAUAACCAUAAUAUAUUAGUACACAUUGUAGAAAAAAAAAAUUCAAAAAAAAAAUGCUUUGCAAAUGUGACAACUAAACAUUUACAUUUCAUAGUAUGAACACAAAGGCAGGCUUUUUAAAGAAAGCUCUGCAAACCUUUGCUCUUGGGGGGGGGGGGGGGUGAUGGCAAAAAAAUGUGCACGAUUACACGACGAACAUGACACUGGAGGAUAAACAGUUAAAAGAAAUGUGUCGCAGAAUAAAUGCUGUCAGUAUAUUUUGCCUUUGCCGGAGCAGCACCUGGCAAAAAAAAAAACGGUGAUGAAUCAUUGCACGGAGGAAAAAUACCUCAUCGAACACUCGUUUGAAAAUACUGAGUCAUACUUUGACUAGAGAAGCUUUUUUUAAUCAUAUACAUCUUCAAUUUGCAAGUUUUGUACGUCGAACUAAACUGAGCAUUUUGGAUGAAAUCAGUGUUCUAAACCUAAGAAACUUGCAAAUUUAUUUAAAUAAACGUUGAAGGAGCAAACACGGCUUCCCACGGCACCCGUUGUCAAGCGGAAACACGUAUGGAUGGAUCCGUGAGAAUGAUUGACAGCCCCCUUUUGACCAAUCAGUGAGCGUCAUUUUCUGAACCCCGCCCAUGCUGCCUACAGCCUCGAUCCUUUACCCACAAACAAAGAGAGUGCGUGUUUACUUUAAAGGGGAAUUCCGGUGGUAUGCCCAGCGCUGAUUUCUCGGAUUUAUCCUCAUCUGAUGAAGAAAUGGCAGUAUCGGUUUGACGGGAAGAAGCUCGCUCCCCGGUUGGCUGUAAAUAAUGUUGAAUAUCUGGAUGGUUCUUCGGGCGGAAUGACGCGGAGUCUGACGAGCUCGUUUUGCCACUUGGCGGACCUCGCUCGUCAUUCCGCCCGAAGAACCACCCGAUUAUUCAACUUUAUCUACAGCCACAAAUUCAAAUUUGUAUGGAAGUAUUCCUCCGUCUUCCUGAUCAACCUAUACUGCUAUUUGUUCAUCAGAUGAGGAUAAAUCCGAGAAAUCAUCGCCGGGCAUAACGGUGUCCCAUGUAAUCGAGCGUUUGGAAGGGCACGUAACACGUCACAUCCGCCCACGUAGGUCAUGUGACUCGUGAAAAUGGCAGCGCCCCUGAAAAUACGUAAUUGUCGAUAAAGAUCUUCUCAAAACACUAUUAAAUGAGAGAGGAUUUCACAUCACAUUGUCAAGAUAGAGCACAUAUUACAUGAUUUAUUGGAUACAUUGUUCAUGGAAACCACCGGAAUUCCCCUUUAAGCCUCUGAAUAGCGAGUGUAUAGUCCUGAUUAUAUCCGAUUCGGAAAUACGAUGCUUGGAUGUGGCUGGGGAAACGUGGAAUGGAGACGAGCGCUAUCCAGAGAGAUUACUGGGAGGAUAUCUGAUGCGGUUUCCCAACCCCAAAGCGUAAUUUAGAUGAAUGCAAACUGUGGAUUAAGGCUCGUGGCCGACCUCACGACCAUCUGAAUUUAUCGAAGAUAAAUCGGCACAAAGUCGUCCGUUCCAAGGGAAGAUAUUCAGUUAGUCGGUGUAGCAUUUAUAAAGGAAAGAGGAGCUCUACCUGUGCCGGGCGAAACUUCCAGCCGGACCUCGGCUCCAGAGAGAUUACUGGGAGGAUAUCUGAUGCGGUUUCCCAACCCCAAGCGUAAUUUAGAUGAAUGCAAACUGUGGAUUAAGGCUCGUGGCCGACCUCACGACCAUCUGAACUUAUCGAAGAUAAAUCGGCACAAAGUCGUCCGUUCCAAGGGAAGAUAUUCAGUUAGUCGGUGUAGCAUUUAUAAAGGAAAGAGGAGCUCUACCUGUGCCGUGCGAAACUUCCAGCCGGACCUCGGCUCUGCUCUCGAGCGUUCUUGUCCAUGAUUAAACACAUCACGUGAGCACAAAUAUUUUAGGCCUACAUUUACGCGUACAGUAUGCUCACACCGAUAGAAGCCACGCAUACUGCCGUAAUUUAUGUAAAUUAAUUAUCCACUAUGAACGUAGAUAUCAUUUCAAAUUGACAUGUUUAUGUGGCAUAAAAAUGCAAACUUAGCCUGCUUUGCAUGAAUAAUUGGCAUCAGAAAUCUUAUCGCAUUCGAUGUCGGGAAUUUGUGCUCAUGAAUCGCUCAUAACAUGCUUCGGGCGCACUGCGUCCGCCGUUUUGAUCGGUAGCUUUGCGUGCAUAACAACAGUCUCUAAGUAGGCGUGGCUUAGGCGCCCGCCGCGGAUCCAUCCAUUGCAAAUAAGCGUGACCGGCGUGGUGUGUUUUAACAGCAAUUUACUGGAAAACUGUGGGGGGGGGGGGGGUGUGAACACUUUUAGGUCCUCAAAUAUCGUGUCCAACAAGUGUUUUGGAAAUGCAACAAUAAAUUGUGAGAUAUUUCUCGCAAAGUGCAGUCUUGAUAUUGUUUCGCUUAUGAAUUUCCUUUCAGUUCUGUGAGUUCUUCCUUUUUGUACGAAAUCCUACUGAGUUCGUGUUUGUCCCACUGAUGAAAUUGCUUUUUAUAUUGAAACUGAAUUAAAUACAUAUGUUGCUGCGCAUUCUACAUUUGCAAAUAGCGAUCAGUCGCUACCUACAGAGUUUCGUCACGCGAAAGAUGAAUUGCUUUCCUUUACCUUAUACGUCGAUAUUUUUACAAAUAGUGGUAUAAACAAAUACAUUUUUGUAAAGGAGAAUCACAAAAUUCUGCAUUACCUGUGGC